Molecule: messenger RNA, 1918 nt
Organism: Megalops cyprinoides (Indo-Pacific tarpon)
Lineage: Eukaryota; Metazoa; Chordata; Actinopteri; Elopiformes; Megalopidae
Product: very long-chain acyl-CoA synthetase-like
Exons: 10
Coding region: 40-1899 (619 amino acids)
Molecular function (GO): long-chain fatty acid transmembrane transporter activity; long-chain fatty acid-CoA ligase activity
Source: RefSeq, a predicted model, not a curated record
AUAUAUCAUCAAUUUGGAGCGUCAUUUUGUUAAAUCAACAUGUACAUUUUAUCUGCACUUUUUGCCACUGUGGUUAUUUUGCCACUAGUUUUGAAACUGUUUUUUCCCUACUUUUGGAAAGAUUGCCUCUAUCUUGUGGAUUUGAUAAGCAUCCUGGUUACAUUUGCGAAGCGUCGAAGAAGAAAGCCCUUGUUCUUUGUUUUGGAUAGAUUUUUGGAGCAGACAACGACACAUCCCGAUAGACCGUUCAUUGUGUUUGAAAACAAAGUGUUUACUUAUCGGGAUACGGACCAACAGAGCAACAAAGUCGCCAGGGCUUUACGCACGCACGCGAAUUUAAAAGAAGGGGACGCGGUGGCGCUGUACAUGGGGAACGAAGCUGCGUUCAUUUUUACCUGGCUUGCGUUGGCAAAAUUGGGCUGCCCCGCAGCUCUCCUGAAUCACAACGUAAGAUCCAAAUCACUUCUGCACUGCUUUAGUUGUUCUGGCGCAAAGGUUUUAAUUGCAGCUGCAGAGCUGAAGGAUGCAGUUGGGGACGUUCUACCCUCUCUCAGAGAGCGGGGAGUGACUGUGUUCAUCAUGACAAGAAUGUGCAACACUCCUGGCAUGGACAGCCUGGAUGAUAAGACAGAGGAGGCCUCUGAUGAGCCCAUAUCACCAGCACUGAGGUCAGGCAGAACCUUCCAGAGCCCUGCAUUGUAUAUCUACACUUCUGGGACAACAGGCAUGCCCAAAGCUGCCGUGGUCAAUCAGGACCGCCUCCUGGCUGCCAUGGCGGUUCUAGCGUCCAAUGGAGUCUCUCCAGGAGAUGUCAUUUACCUCAACCUGCCCCUGUACCACACAGCUGGCUUCCUCAUAGGCUUCAUUGGGUCCAUUGAAACAGGCUCAACUAUCAUUCUGCGACGUAAAUUCUCAGCCUCUCAGUUCUGGGAUGACUGCAGGAAGCACAGCGUGACUGUAAUCCAGUACAUAGGAGAAGUGAUGCGCUAUCUCUGCAACACCCCAAAGAGAGAGAAUGAUAAGGACCACAAAGUGAGGCUUGCCAUUGGCAAUGGUCUCAGAGCAGAUAUAUGGAAAGAGUUUUUGACUCGAUUCGGCAAUAUUGAAAUCAGAGAAUUCUACGCCUCCACAGAAGGAAAUAUUGGCUUUGUGAACUAUACGGGGAAGAUUGGAGCAGUCGGAAGGGUCAACUUUUUACACAGGAAAGUCUUCCACUAUGCGCUGAUUAAAUAUGACACAGAGAGAGAUGAGCCAGUCAGAGACUCUAGGGGGCUCUGUAUUGAGGUACCUAAAGGAGAAACAGGACUUUUGGUAGCCAGGAUAACAAAAGUUGCUCCUUUCAUCGGAUAUGCAAGAAAUGCACAGCAAACGGAGAAGAAGAUACUUAGGGAUGUCUUUCAGAAAGGAGACCUGUACUUCAACAGUGGAGACCUGUUGAGGAUCGAUCAGGAAAAUUUCAUCUACUUCCAGGACCGUGUUGGAGACACUUUCAGGUGGAAAGGGGAGAAUGUCGCCACAACUGAAGUGUCAGACAUCCUCACAAUGAUGGACUUUAUUGAGGAAGCAAAUGUUUAUGGUGUUCAUGUGCCAGGUCAUGAAGGGAGGAUAGGAAUGGCUGCUGUAACACUGAAAGAAGGCAAAGAGUUUGACUGCGCCAGCACAUACAGCCAUGUUGCCAGCUACCUGCCAUCUUAUGCCUGGCCACGUUUCAUAAGGAUUCAGAAUUCAUUAGAGGUAACAGCAACAUUCAAACAGAUGAAAAGAAAAUUAGUAGAAGAGGGCUUUAACCCGGCUGUGAUCCAGGAUGCUGUUUAUAUUCUCAGUGAAAAAGAAAGGAGAUAUGUGCCAAUGUUGCAAGAAACAUACAAUUCAAUUGUGUCACAAAAAAUGAAGCUAUGAAACAAUGAUCAUUUUCAAA